Molecule: messenger RNA, 1278 nt
Organism: Benincasa hispida (wax gourd)
Lineage: Eukaryota; Viridiplantae; Streptophyta; Magnoliopsida; Cucurbitales; Cucurbitaceae
Product: endonuclease 4-like
Biological process (GO): DNA catabolic process
Molecular function (GO): endonuclease activity; nucleic acid binding
Source: RefSeq, a predicted model, not a curated record
UUUUUUUUUUUUUUUUUUAUUCUAACGUUCGUAACCUCUGAUUGGGUGAGAGGCAAGCGUCGAAAAACGAGAAGCGAAGCUGGUUUAAUUUUGCAGACAAGCUUCAGAGCCGGCGGUCAAGUAGACAUGGGCCAGUCUCAACUUUGCUGGACUGCGAAUGCUUUCGUUUUUCUGCUACUUUUACCUGGAAUCCUCGGCUGGGGAAAGGAAGGUCACUAUGUAAUUUGCAAGAUAGCGGAGGGAUAUUUCACUGAAGAUACUCUAUCCACGGUCAAAGAAUUGCUUCCAGCUUCUGCUGAGGGUGAUCUUGCGGCUGUAUGCUCCUGGCCUGAUGAAAUUCAACGAAAAGCUCAUUAUCGCUGGAGUAGCGCCUUACACUACGUUGACACGCCCGAUUUCUUUUGUAAUUAUAAUUGCUCGAGUAAGCUUAAGCUUUAUGGAGACUGUCAUGACACUCAUGGACAUAAGGGUAGAUGUGUGACUGCAGCAAUUUACAACUAUACUAUGCAACUCGAAUCAGCUUACAAAGAGAUGACUUCAGAAAUUAGAUAUAACUUAACAGAGGCUCUUAUGUUCUUGUCCCAUUUUAUCGGAGAUGUCCAUCAGCCUCUGCAUGUCGGUUUUGUUGGAGAUCUAGGAGGUAAUUCAAUAACAGUCCGUUGGUACCGUAGAAAGACUAAUCUCCAUCAUGUCUGGGAUAACAUGAUCAUCGAGUCUGCCUUGAAGACAUUCUACCAUUCAAACCUUACGCUAAUGAUUCAAGCGAUUCAAAACAACAUUUCGGACGAAUGGUAUAAUGAUGUCUCAGCUUGGAGAAAUUGCACACUGAACCACACAGCUUGUCCUAACCCGUAUGCUUCUGAAAGUAUUAGCUUGGCAUGUAAAUAUGCAUACAAGAACGCCACUCCAGGAAGCACACUAGAAGACAGUUAUUUUCUUAGCCGGUUGCCAGUCGUCGAGAAGAGGUUAGCACAAAGUGGCAUAAGAUUGGCUUCUACCCUCAACCGUAUCUUUGCUUCUGAAGUGAAAGUGGCUGAAGUUUGAAGACAAUGAGCGGGAGAAAUCAGAUCAACUUCAAUAAGAUAUUAAAAUGGUUGAAGAACAUGAAUUGAUUUAUGGUAUUUGCUAUUACUCCAAAAGAACCCUAAAUGAGGAGAGUCAGUUGUAACUAGAGCAGUCACUGUAAAAGAACAUGAUAUUCAGGAAUGAUAUGAUUGUUGCUUUACUGCUUUUAGAGAUCAAAAAGCUCAAGAUUGCAAUUAAGGCAAAUUUCUCAUA